Molecule: messenger RNA, 2432 nt
Organism: Beta vulgaris subsp. vulgaris (sugar beet)
Lineage: Eukaryota; Viridiplantae; Streptophyta; Magnoliopsida; Caryophyllales; Amaranthaceae
Product: transmembrane 9 superfamily member 1
Exons: 12
Coding region: 330-2117 (595 amino acids)
Biological process (GO): protein localization to membrane
Cellular component (GO): membrane
Source: RefSeq, a predicted model, not a curated record
AAACCCAUUUGCCAGGUAAGGAAAAAAAAGAAAGAAAGAAAGAAAGAAAGGGAAACCAGAUUCAUACAUCAUAACUCAUAAGUAGUGAUGAAAAAUCAAGAUAUGAAAUAAGGUCAAUCGAACCACAGCACAUGGUUUUUCUCUCUUCUCUUCUUCAUCUGCGCUAGUACCAGAAACGUCGACGAAAGAAGAGUUUCUGAAAAACCCAGAAAAAACCCAUCUUCAAUGCGUUAAAUCUACUUGAAUUUUGCAAAGUUUUUCACCCAUUUUUUUCACAUUUCCGAAGAUUUCCACCGUUGAUUUUGGGGGGUGAUCUUCUUUCAUUAGCCAUGCCCGCCACCGUACGAUCCAUCUCCAUUUCGACCUUCUUCUUCUUCUUCAUCAUCACUUUCUCUCUCUUCUCUUCGCCUUCUCUCGCCUCUGAGUCAGAUCACAAGUAUGAGCCAGAUGAGCAGGUAGUUCUAUGGGUGAACAAGGUUGGUCCUUACAACAAUCCCCAAGAAACCUACAACUACUUCAGCCUUCCAUUUUGCCAUCCGCAGGGAAAGGUUGCCCAUAGGUGGGGUGGCCUGGGUGAGGUUCUUGGUGGGAAUGAACUUGUUGACAGCGGACUUGAAGUUAAAUUUAAAAAAAAUGUUGACAGGGCUUCCAUUUGUGAACUUGAACUUGACCAAUCUAAAGCAACACAAUUCAGAGAUGCAAUCGAGAAUUCAUACUGGUUUGAGUUGUUCAUUGAUGAUUUGCCUCUGUGGGGUUUUGUGGGAGAGCUUCGUUUUGAUAAAACUGGCGAAAAUGCUAAGCACGUAUUGUACACACAUAGGAACUUCUUCAUCAAAUACAAUGGAAAUCAAAUCAUCCAUGUUAAUCUCACUCAAGAUGGUGCUAAGGCAGUGGAGGACGGAAAGGUGUAUGACAUGACCUAUUCUGUUAAAUGGAUUCCAACAGACGUCACCUUUGGCAGGCGUUUUGACGUUUACUUGGAUUACCCUUUUUUCGAGCACCAGAUCCAUUGGUUCUCCAUAUUUAAUUCCUUCAUGAUGGUCAUCUUCCUCACUGGUCUAGUUUCAAUGAUAUUGAUGAGAACCCUUAGAAAUGACUAUGCCAAGUAUGCUAGGGAAGAUGAUGACUUGGAAACCUUGGAAAGGGAUGUUAGUGAAGAGUCUGGUUGGAAGCUUGUUCAUGGAGAUGUUUUUCGACCUCCUCGCUAUUUAGCUCUGCUUACGGCUGUUAUUGGUACUGGAGCUCAGUUGGCAACUCUUGUUCUACUUGUCAUCCUUUUGGCAAUAUUUGGAACGUUGUAUAUAGGGAGGGGAGCAAUUGUCACGACUUUUAUUGUAUGUUAUGCCUUGACAUCAUUUAUAUCAGGAUAUGUCAGUGGUGGCAUGUAUUCUCGUAAUGGAGGGAAAAACUGGAUAAAGGCAAUGAUUCUAACCGCUUCCCUUUUCCCAUUUAUGUGCUUUGGGAUUGGAUUUGUUCUGAACACGAUCGCUAUAUUCUAUGGAUCUCUGGCUGCAAUUCCCUUUGGGACUAUGGUGGUAGUCUUUGUCAUUUGGGCUUUCAUCUCCUUCCCCCUUGCACUUCUUGGGACAGUUGUUGGAAAGAAUUGGAAUGGUGCACCUAACAAUCCAUGUCGUGUGAAGACUAUUCCUCGACCUAUUCCAGAAAAGAAAUGGUAUCUAACACCUUCAGUCAUAUCUCUGAUGGGUGGAUUGCUUCCCUUCGGAAGUAUUUUCAUUGAGAUGUAUUUUGUCUUCACUUCCUUUUGGAACUACAAGGUGUACUAUGUUUACGGCUUCAUGCUGCUUGUCUUUCUGAUUCUGAUCAUAGUCACUGUGUGUGUGACAAUUGUUGGAACGUAUUUCUUGCUGAAUGCUGAGAACUACCACUGGCAGUGGACUUCAUUCUUCUCAGCUGCAUCCACUGCCAUUUAUGUAUAUCUGUACUCUAUCUAUUACUAUCAUGUCAAGACCAAGAUGUCAGGCUUCUUCCAGACGAGCUUUUAUUUUGGCUACACAAUGAUGUUCUGUCUUGGAUUGGGGAUUCUUUGUGGAGCGGUUGGCUACCUCGGGUCGAAACUUUUUGUACGAAGGAUUUACAGGAACAUCAAGUGUGAUUAGUGAUCUGAUCAUCCAGUUCGAGAUUAUCUUUUUGGCUGAUUGAAUCAAUCACCCCAUUGACGGGUUCUUGUUUCAGAUGGACUAUCAUGGAUGGGAUCUUUCUGCAAGAAAAAUAGGUGGUUAGACGAACAAAUGCUUGAUUGAGAAUAGUUUGUGGGAAUGUGCAAUUUUGUUGGGUUCCCUAGAUAUAUGCAAAUUUUCACUGUAAUUUAGUCUUAUACUGGAAUGAGAUAGUAGAUUUUCACGUUGCUAGCUCUGAAAUUGAUGUUACUAUUUUACAUGCAUAAUUAAUUAAGCAGGUUAUGUUAUACUUAA